AUGCCAAAAGAAGAUACAUGUGGUAGCCAGAACACAAGACUCCAAUAUUCAGGGAACCAGCAGCAUCUCAAUUAUCAAGAGCGGCAAGAGAUGGGAUCUCUCCCCGUCCCGAGUGUGCAGGCCCUGGUGGCUGCCACCGGCGGAGACGAUGUGCCGCUGAGGUAUCUCCGGCCAGAGGCGGCAGCAGAGGCGGUCACCGGCGACGCCGACGGCGAGGCUCAGAUCCCCAUCAUCGACCACCAAAGGCUGCUGCUGGAGCUGGACCAUGGCGGCGAGGAGUCUGCACGCCUCCACAGAGCCUGCCAGGACUGGGGUUUCUUCCAGUUAGUUAACCACAGUGUCCCAGACGAUGUGGUGGAGAGUAUGAAGGCCAACAUCCAGCAAUUCUUCCAGCUAUCCGCAGAGACGAAGAAGCGGUUCGCUCAGGAGCAAGGGCAGCUAGAAGGCUACGGUCAACUGUUCGUCGUCUCUGAGGAUCAGAAGCUCGACUGGGCCGACAUGCUCUUCCUCUACACACAGCCACCUGAGAUGAGGAACACCAAGUUCUGGCCUGACCAGCCUGCUGCCUUCAGAUCGGCGCUGGAUAGAUAUUCUGAUGCGGUGAAGGAUGUAUCAGACUCCCUUUUGGCUACGAUGGCCAAGAACUUGGGUCUGAAACGAGAGGCGAUUGCUGACAAAUGCAUCCGUGGAAUGCAGAAAGUCAGAAUAAACUACUACCCACCAUGCGCCCAACCAGAGAAAGUCGUUGGCUUGUCCCCGCACUCUGAUGCUAAUCUCCUGACACUUGUCCUCCAAGUGAAUCAUGUCCAGGGCCUGCAGAUCAAGAGGAACGGCAGCUGGCUUCCUGUCAAGCCCGUCCCGGGCGCUUUCGUCGUCAACAUCGGAGAUAUGUUUGAGGUCUUGACGAACGGGAGGUACAGGAGCAUCGAGCACCGGGCUGUUGUCGACCCGAAGGAAGAACGGUUGUCGAUUGCGGCGUUCCAAUUCCCAAACAUCCACACCAUGAUAGGUCCUAUGAAGGAGUUGACCGCACACGAAGACGAUGCCUACAAGACAUUGGACCUCGAGAGCUUCAUGAGGACCUUCUUCUCGACCAAGCUCGAGGGGAAGAACUUCUUGGAGCAGAUGAAGCUAAACUAG
Molecule: messenger RNA, 1140 nt
Organism: Triticum turgidum subsp. durum (durum wheat)
Lineage: Eukaryota; Viridiplantae; Streptophyta; Magnoliopsida; Poales; Poaceae
Source: the annotation of a GenBank genome assembly